Messenger RNA from Mus caroli (Ryukyu mouse), 1242 nucleotides. Lineage: Eukaryota; Metazoa; Chordata; Mammalia; Rodentia; Muridae. The record is from RefSeq and is a predicted model, not a curated record.
CUCCAUCCAUUCUUACAAAAGGGCCAUUUUGGGAGAAGCACCAAUGAGGAGAAUGUUGGGAACAAGGAGGUUUCCCCAACCAAGUUUGACAUCUUUAAUUACCAGUCUCUGCCAAGCAGUACCAAAUCUCAAGUGAAGGUUGGCGAGUUUGUCUUUGAAUCUCACACUGUUCAGCAUUUUUCACUAGAUGAAAAACUCAUAACUUGGGGUAAAUAUGACAAGGAGAUUCCUUUUUCUGUUUGCAGUCAAAGUUGUCCACUUGGAUAUAGGAAAACACCUGUUGAAGGGAAACCAUUUUGUUGCUUUGAUUGUCUGCCAUGUGCAGAUGGAGAGAUUGCAAAUGAAACAGAUAUGGAUCAAUGUAUCAAGUGUCCUGAAGAUCAAUAUCCAAAUAAGCAGAAGAAUUACUGUCUCCCUAAAAUUACAACAUAUUUAUCCCAUGAAGAUACUCUAGGAGCUGUUUUGGUGUCUGUGGCCAUUAGUUUAUCUGUAUUUUCAGCUAUGAUUUUAGGAUUAUUUAUCCACUAUCGGGACACACCCAUUGUCAGAGCAAAUAACAGAAAUCUCAGUUAUCUCCUCCUAGUUUCUCUAAUGCUCUGUUUCUUUUGCUCAUUAAUAUUCAUUGGUCAACCUAGAACAGUCACUUGUGUCUUGAGACAAAUGAUUUUUGGGGUUGUAUUUUCUGUUGCCAUUUCUGCUAUCUUAGCAAAAACCUUCAUUGUGGUUGUGGCCUUCAAUGCCAUCAAACCAGGAAGCAGAUUACAAAUGGGGAUGGUGGUCCGACUUUCAUAUGCUAUAGUCUGCUGUGGUUCCAUNAUUCAAGUUUGUAUCUGUGCAGUCUGGCUGGGGACAUAUCCUCCUUUUCCUGAUGUUGACAUGCAGUCAGAGUUGGGGCAAAUCAUCCUCUGGUGUAAUGAGGGGUCCACCCUUGCUUUCUAUUUUGUUCUUGGGUACUUGAGCUUUCUGUCCUGUCUCAGCUUGCUUAUUGCUUUUCUGGCUAGAAGGCUACCUGACAGCUUCAAUGAGGCAAAAACAAUCACAUUCAGCAUGUUGGUUUUCUGCACCGUGUGGAUUUCUUUUGUACCCACUUACCUGAGCUCCAAAGGCAAAACCAUGGUAGCUGUGGAAAUUGUUUCAAUUUUGGUGUCCAGUUCUAUCUUACUGCUCUGUAUAUUUCUUCCCAAAUGCUAUGUGAUCCUACUGAGGUCAGGUGACCAUUCUAGAAAGAAGUUCUUUAAAUGA